ACACAUUUGCAUGACAGCCCCUCCUCUGUGCGUCCCUCAGGGGAGGAUAAGAGAGGCCAGGGCAGCCCAGCCUCAGCUCAUGGCCUAAGCAGGACUGUGAGCACCAUGGCUGGGAUAUCUGCCCUCCUCGUGCUUCUCUCCCUAUGUGCAGGGUCCCUCUCCCAGCCUGUGCUGACUCAGCCGCCCUCCCUCUCUGCGUCUCCGGGAGAUUCAGCCAGACUGACCUGCACCCUGAGCAGUGGGACCGUUGUUGGUGGCUACCACAUAAACUGGUUCCAGAAGAAGGCAGGGAGCCCUCCCCGGUACCUGCUAAGGUUCUACUCAGACUCCAAUAAACACCAGGGCUCUGGGGUCCCGAGCCGCUUCUCUGGAUCCAAAGAUGCCUCGGCCAAUGCAGGGCUUCUGCUGAUCUCUGGGCUGCAGCCCGAGGACGAGGCUGACUAUUACUGCGGUACAUAUCACGGCAACACUGGUACUGCUGUGUUCGGCGGAGGGACCCAUCUGACCGUCCUGGGUCAGCCCAAGGCCGCACCCUCGGUCACCCUGUUCCCGCCGUCCUCUGAGGAGCUCAAAGCCAACAAGGCCACCCUGGUGUGUCUGAUCAGUGACUUCUACCCGGGCAACGUGACGGUGGCCUGGAAGCAAGAUGGCACCACCGUCACGCAGGGCGUGGAGACCACCAAGCCCUCGAAGCAGAGCAACAACAAGUACGCGGCCAGCAGCUACCUGACCCUGUCGCCCAGCACGUGGAAGUCUCACCGCAGCUACAGCUGUCGGGUCACGCACGAGGCGGGCACCGUGGAGAAGACGGUGUCCCCCUCCCAGUGUUAGGCCCCCGGGCCCCCACCCUCGGGGGCUUCCUCACCCAGACCCCCCUCCCCACUCUCCAUGGACCCCUGAGCCUCUGCCCAGGUCAGCUCAGACCAGGCAGGUCUCAUCCCGCCCUGUUCCUGCUCCCCCUUAAUAAAGACCUUGUCAUUUAUCAUCUGA
This is a messenger RNA of Camelus dromedarius (Arabian camel), 990 nucleotides long. RefSeq names its product immunoglobulin lambda variable 1-40. The coding region runs from base 106 to 831 and encodes 241 amino acids. The transcript has 4 exons. Gene Ontology annotation, biological process: immune response; immunoglobulin production. The record is from RefSeq and is a predicted model, not a curated record. NCBI's taxonomy places the organism in Eukaryota, Metazoa, Chordata, Mammalia, Artiodactyla, Camelidae.